Molecule: messenger RNA, 1914 nt
Organism: Hippocampus zosterae (dwarf seahorse)
Lineage: Eukaryota; Metazoa; Chordata; Actinopteri; Syngnathiformes; Syngnathidae
Gene: ets1
Product: v-ets avian erythroblastosis virus E26 oncogene homolog 1
Exons: 8
Coding region: 264-1571 (435 amino acids)
Biological process (GO): cell differentiation; regulation of transcription by RNA polymerase II
Cellular component (GO): nucleus
Molecular function (GO): DNA-binding transcription factor activity, RNA polymerase II-specific; sequence-specific DNA binding
Source: RefSeq, a predicted model, not a curated record
AUGCAACGCCCCUCGUUAGGGACAGAGCGGAAGGAGUGAGUGAGCGUGUGAGUGUGAGCGAAAGAACGAGGAAAAAAAAAAGAGUGUGGGCAGACGGUGUGCCGGGAGAAAGACAGCCAAGUUUGGAAGUGACCGAAACCAGAAUUUUGGUUGAGUUUUCGAGACUAGAACGAGGCUCCAUUCAAAGCGAACGGCGCGCGCCAGUUUCCCUCCCUGAUACUGAGUGAUCGGAGCGGGUAGAGUCGAAGCGGCACAUUGCUCUGAUGAUCAUGACGGCAGCUGUCGAUAUGAAGCCGACGUUGACAAUCAUAAAGGCUGAAAAGAUGGACGAUCCGGAGUGUGGAGAUGUUCCGCUGCUAACUCCCGGAAGUAAAGAAAUGAUGUCCCAAGCUCUAAAGGCUACGUUCAGUGGCUUCACCAAAGAACAGCAGCGACUGGGUAUUCCCAAAGACCCCAGACAAUGGUCGGAAAGCCACGUAGCGGCGUGGCUAACGUGGACUGUGAACGAGUUCAGUCUGAAGAACGUCGACUUUGACAGAUUCUGCAUGAAUGGCGGCAGCCUGUGCGCCAUGGGCAAGGAGCGCUUCCUGGACUUAGCGCCUGAUUUUGUUGGCGACAUCCUUUGGGAGCAUUUAGAAAUGCUUCAAAAAGAAGACACAAAGCAUUACCCCAACAACGGACUGACCUCCAGCUUCCAGGAAUCCCGGUAUACCUCAGACUACUUUGUCAGCUAUGGCGUCGAGCAUGCCCAGUGCGUUCCCCCCUCUGAAUACUCGGAGCCCAGUUUCAUCACAGAGUCCUACCAGACGCUUCACCCCAUCAGCUCAGAGGAAUUACUGACACUCAAGUACGAGAGCGAAUACCCCGCUGUCAUCCUACGGGACACGCCCCUCAAUCCCCUGCAGGGUGACUACUUCUCUGUCAAACAGGAGGUGGUAUCCCCUGACAACAUGUGUGUGGGACGUCUGAGCAGAGGUAAGCUGGGCGGCCAGGACUCUUUUGAGAGCAUCGAGAGCUUUGAUAGCUGCGACCGUCUGACGCAGUCCUGGAGCAGCCAGUCGUCGUUCAGCAGUCUACAGCGGGUACCUUCGUAUGACAGUUUCGACUCGGAGGAUUACCCCACGGCGUUGCACGGCCACAAGCCCAAGGGCACCUUUAAAGACUAUGUGAGGGAACGUUCGGACCUCAGCAAAGACAAACCCGUCAUUCCGGCGGCGGCACUUGCAGGAUACACAGGCACAGGCCCCAUCCAGCUGUGGCAGUUUCUCCUGGAGCUGCUGACCGAUAAGUCUUGCCAGUCCUUCAUCAGCUGGACAGGCGACGGCUGGGAGUUCAAGCUUUCCGACCCAGAUGAGGUGGCUCGCAGGUGGGGAAAGAGGAAAAACAAGCCCAAGAUGAACUACGAGAAGCUGAGCCGCGGCCUGCGCUACUAUUACGACAAGAACAUCAUCCACAAGACGUCGGGGAAGCGCUACGUGUACCGUUUUGUUUGUGACUUAAAAAGCUUGCUGGGCUACACCCCCGAGGAGCUGCACGCCAUGUUGGACGUAAAGCCAGACGCGGACGAGUGAAAGUCCGCACAAACAUAAACAAGACAAUGAAGCCACAUGGACUGGCACUCAUUAAGUGAGCUUAACAAACAUUUAUUUGGGGGGGGAGGGGGGGGGCAAAAACGUGUUUAAUGACUAAACUAGUUUUGUCGUCGUAGUGCUUUUUGGAUGAAGUUUGAACAGGAUACAAAGCCAAAAUUGCGUUGGAGGUGUGAUUAUAUAUACAUUCUGCUAGUAUUUUUAUUUUUUUUGCAGAUGUAGGUUGCACCGUGCUGGUGGAGCACAGGACAAGAGGACCAAGACAGGCAACUGUUCAUUUUGUUUUUUUUUCCCAGCUUGGACCAAAAAAAAAAAACAAAAGAAA